UUGACAAGCAGUUACCGGUCUCUCUACCCCAUUUUUGACCCUUUGGUGGGAAGCGAACGGAGUCAUUGUUUGUCAUCUCCUUAACUUUUUCGGUUUAUGCUUGUGCGGCUGCUGAGAACGUUACCCCAGAACGUGUCGAGAGUCGUGCAUCACGUCCCGCUAGCCAUGAAGCCGCAGGUUAUAUUCGUAUUGGGCGGGCCCGGCGCCGGUAAAGGAACACAGUGCGCCAAAAUUGUGGAGAACUACGGCUACACUCACCUGUCUGCAGGUGACCUGCUGCGGGCUGAGCGUGCCCGGGAGGGCUCAGAAUUUGGACAGCUCAUCGACAGCUACAUUAAGGAUGGCAGGAUUGUUCCUGUGGAGAUCACGAUAAACCUUCUAAGAAAGGCGAUGGAGGAGACCAUGCAGUUGGACCAAGAGAAGUUCCGUUUUCUGAUUGAUGGCUUUCCCAGGAACCAAGACAACCUGCAGGGGUGGACCUCCGUCAUGGAGGGCAAGGCUGACGUCAAAUUUGUCCUCUUCUUUGACUGCAGUGACCAGGUGUGUAUUGAGAGGUGUCUGGAGAGGGGGAAAAGCAGUGGUCGCACCGACGACAACAGAGAGAGUCUGGAGAAAAGGAUCCAGACGUACCUGCAGUCCACACGGCCCAUCAUUGAGCUGUACCAGCAGCAGGGGAAGGUUCGCACUGUGGACGCCUCUCGCGGCGUAGACGAGGUAUUUUCUGAUGUGAAGACACUCCUGGACAAGGAGGGGUAGAUGUCCCUCUUUUAGCACACUGCACAGCCAGGGAUGGGACCCCCUUACACACCGGGUUGAACUGCUACACGCACUAUGCUCAAUGUAUAUAUAUGUCCAUGUUUGAGUUUGUGUUGAAUUUAUGUAUGUGAUGGGAAUUUUGUUUCUUUUAGAUUCAUGUGUAAAAGUGACAGUUCCUACAGAAGGGAGUGAGGGGUGCAUGGUGAGAGGGAGCCAUUCAGGUGCACAUUUGGACCCCUGGUCUUGGGGGUUCCUCCUCAAACUACAGACUCCUCACCUGUAGGAACAGCCCUUGCCCAGCCACAACAGGGUAUUUUCAGAGAGCAGAGUGGGGGGGGGAUUUUACACUGAGCUGAGCUCGUAGGGCAGUGAAUUCAAAAGGCAUGCAGAUGUAAGCGGGAGGCAGCUUAGAGCUAGUAGUUUUUAUUAUCUGUAGGAUAUCAGAUUGACUUUGUUAAAGGUGUUGAGGAGAGUAUUGACAGGCAGCUUCUUGAGUGAUCACCAGGCUGAUGAUCAUGAUGAUGAUGGAGGCACAGAAAAGGACUGAGGAACACUGGGGGACAGCGGAUGAUGAGGAGCUUUUGAGUGUUUGUGUUUGGAGUGACACCCAAGAUCAAGAAUCUGAAUAUGUACAGUGAUGGUCUGCGCUGGGUCAUAGUGACAUCAGCAGAGUUACACAUCACAGUAUGCUUUUAUCAUGUGUUGGUACAUGAACUGUGGUUACUCACUGGUUCCACCAAGUAUUAUUGUGACAGGAGGGUGGACUAGGUCACCAAGGGACCUCAUUUUGGGAGCUGGGAGCCCAGCGGAAAUGAAGGGUUUUAAAGAAAAUGUAUUUUUGCCUCACUAAAAAAAAGGCCAUCAUUAAUGACUCCACACAAAGGUGCUGUGUCAGGGUAUUUAACUAAAACCUGGCUCUGAGCGGGGUUAUGCUGUAUGAAACCUGGUGGGGAAAAGAGCUCAGUUUGAGUGAGCAGAGGGAUCUCUUUCCACUGAAACCAGUGGCCCUCAUAUGUACUUCCUAGGAUCUGGUGGACUGACGUCAAAGUGUGAAAUCACUGUUGCAGGCACUUAAAGUGAGAACCACUGUGUGAUUUCAGUCUCUGGUCCCUACUAACACAUAGAGCACGCCUCUCCCCUUGCCCCCCUACCCUCCCAGCUCUUGCCCUUAAUCAGCACUUCCUACCCUCUGCUGAGACGUCCCGCUUUUAUUGUCUGUGUGUCCACAGCAGGGCAUUCAUUCUUCAUUUCAAGUGCAAAACAGUAGUAUUGGAAAUUGUUCUUUUUUUUGUAUUUCGUGUGUAAAACCAUGGAAGGAAAACGUACAACAAAGCAAAUGGACCAGUUUGUUAAACUUGAAUUUGUUAUUUUUAAGUAAGGCAGGAGAAGAUCACAAAGAGAAUCAAAAUAUACAAAUACAUGCUCUUCACUCCAACGAGAAUGUGUGUUUUAUUUUUUUCUUCAUGUUACGGAGCACUUAUUUUACGGCAUUGCCCUCUUGUCUUUAGUUCUUUUCAGCUAAGGUAGAAAUCGCACCAAGUCAGUAAGUUUGUGAAUCAUUUUAUUUUUUCAAACCAAGAAUUCAGUUAACAUUUCAAGCAAUGCUUUCUCAUAAAGUUGCCCUUAAUGAAGUGUUGUUACAAAUUGGCAGGGUUUGCAAGUCCUCUGCUACUUCA
This is a messenger RNA of Megalops cyprinoides (Indo-Pacific tarpon), 2432 nucleotides long. RefSeq names its product UMP-CMP kinase-like. Gene Ontology annotation, biological process: UDP biosynthetic process; 'de novo' pyrimidine nucleobase biosynthetic process; CDP biosynthetic process. The transcript has 6 exons. Gene Ontology annotation, molecular function: ATP binding; UMP kinase activity. Lineage: Eukaryota; Metazoa; Chordata; Actinopteri; Elopiformes; Megalopidae. The record is from RefSeq and is a predicted model, not a curated record. Gene Ontology annotation, cellular component: cytoplasm; nucleus. The coding region runs from base 97 to 756 and encodes 219 amino acids.